AUGAUCUUUGGAUCAUGGAACAUUAGAGGGCUGAAUAAGCCCUACAAGCAGAAGGAAUUCAAAUCCUUUCUGCUUACGAAUAAAGUGGCUCUUUUGGGCUGCCUUGAGACAAAAGUUAAGACUAGAAGAGCAGGGAAGAUACAAAGGAAGUUAGGGGCAGAGUGGCAGGUUUACUGUGAUUAUGUAGGUUGUCCAAAUGGAAGAAUAAGGGUCUGUUGGAAACCACAACUGGUGGAAGUUGAUAUCCAGUUCUCAAAGCCUCGAAUUGUUCACGGCAAGGUAUCAAUAGCACCAGUUCAACAGAUUGAAACACAAGAUUUUCAAGACUGUGUGGAUGAGGUUGGGCUUGGUAAGAUCAGAAGAAAGGGAUGCCAGUACUCUUGGUGUAACAAGAGGGAUCCUGGAGACAAGAUCUAUAGCUUGAUAGACUGGGCAUUUGGCAAUGCCCAAUGGAUUAGCAUGUAUAGUAGUAUAGAAGCUCACUAUUUAUAUCCUGGCUGUUCAGACCACUCUCAUAUACUACUUACUACUAAUAUUAUCAGACAAAAACUCCCAAAGCCAUUCAGACUCCUUAAUGUUCUACUGCAGCAACAUUCAUUCAAAGAAGUGGUGAAGUCUAUAUGGAAAUCCAAUGUACCUGGAUAUGCUAUGUAUGGAGUUUGUAAGAAGUUAAAGCAAAUAGAACUUUCCAUGAAGCAGAUGAGCCAAGAGACGAAUAAGCUGGAUCAAAAAAUUGAGGACCUGCAAGCAAAGCUUAAAGAUACUCAGGAAGAUCUGGAAGCAGACCUUUACAUUGCUCAAUUGAUUAUGGAAGAGAAAGAGUUAGUGCUGAAAUUGGAGAAAUGGGCCACAAUUCAGGAGAGAGUCCUUAGACAGAAGUCCAGAGUUGUUUGGAUCACACAUAGGGAUUCAAACUCUAAGUUCUUCUAUGCUCAACUCAAAGCUAGGCAUUCCAGGAACAAUAUUGCAACUAUAUACAAUGAGCAUGGAGUAAAACUAACAGAUCCCAAGCAGGUGCAGAAGGAAUUCAUAGCAUUUUUUCAAAAGCUGAUGGGAAGUAGAGCUCAAGAACUACCCUGUUUAAAUACUCACAUUGCCAAGGAUGGCCCUUGCUUGCAGAGGGAUCAACAAAUGCUGUUGAUUCAACCUGUCACGAAGUUGGAUAUUCUUUAG
Messenger RNA from Nicotiana tabacum (common tobacco), 1173 nucleotides. RefSeq lists its product as uncharacterized. The record is from RefSeq and is a predicted model, not a curated record. NCBI's taxonomy places the organism in Eukaryota, Viridiplantae, Streptophyta, Magnoliopsida, Solanales, Solanaceae.